GCAUGUUUCAUCAUCAGAUGCGAUUAUUCAUGCGUUGGACCGUGUUAUUCUUGUUUCAUCUUUUAUAGUGUCAAUAUUGAUGCUGCACCUAUAAUUGUUCCUUUCAUUUUAGGACAAAGCACUUGAAGAGGUUAAAAACAAACAAGCUGAAACUGAAGGUCCACUUUCAAGUGAGCAGAAAAACAAUAUUUUCCAGACCGCUUGCAAAGACACUCUGGAAUGCAAGUCAUCGCAGCCUCGUGGGUACGGAUACAUGGCCAAAACUUCAACUAGUUCUGAAAAGUUCCGUAUCCAGAUUGAAGAGCAAGCUCGUGCUACAGCAGCCACCCAGGAGCGAAACUCUCAGCUCAGCCAGCAGGUCAAUGACUUAGAAGAUCAACUACAAGCUGAACGUGCUAACACACAAGAGAGGAUUAACUUGGAGCGUGCUGAGAGAGAACAACUUGAGGAGAGGUUAAAAGAAGAGCGUGCUGAAAGGGAAAGAUUGUUGCAAGAGGAGCGAACAUCAAGGCUGGAAUUGGAAAAAAACAUGAUGGCAAAGUUUGUAGAAUUGAGCAAACAGAUGGGAACCCAACAGGUGCCUACGAAGAGGGUUGACAAAGAAAAUAGUAAUCCAAACUUGCAAAAUAUUCUUUCACAGACAUCUAGUCCUAAUAAGACUCCAGGUUCAAGGCCGACUGCUAUUUCUUCAAAUGCGCUCAUACAAGCUGCAACAAGGCAAUCUCGAAUGUUUAAAGCAAUGGAUCCAAAGAACUAGCUGGACUGGACUCUAGAUCACGGGCAGUUUAGUCUUCGAAGUUAAUUAGGAUGGCUAAAUUACAUUUCAGUUUUAUUUGAUGGAUAUUUUCUAUCAGAAUUAUGAAUUGUAUGAAUCUACAUAUUAUACGUAUGGUUUUGAAUAUUGUAAUUGAAAGCUUGUAUUUUUUUACGGUUGCAAUAGACUAUUACCACAACCCA
This is a messenger RNA of Triticum urartu, 957 nucleotides long. The record is from RefSeq and is a predicted model, not a curated record. NCBI's taxonomy places the organism in Eukaryota, Viridiplantae, Streptophyta, Magnoliopsida, Poales, Poaceae.